Messenger RNA from Phacochoerus africanus (Common warthog), 2917 nucleotides. It is a transcript of the gene PADI3, whose product is annotated as peptidyl arginine deiminase 3. Gene Ontology annotation, molecular function: protein-arginine deiminase activity; calcium ion binding. The record is from RefSeq and is a predicted model, not a curated record. The coding region runs from base 17 to 2011 and encodes 664 amino acids. Lineage: Eukaryota; Metazoa; Chordata; Mammalia; Artiodactyla; Suidae. Gene Ontology annotation, cellular component: cytoplasm. The transcript is spliced from 16 exons.
CGGAUCCAAGGCAAGCAUGUCUCUGCAGAGGAUCGUGCGUGUGUCCCUGGAGCAUCCUACCAGCGCUGUGUGUGUGGCUGGCGUGGAGACCCUCGUGGACAUUUAUGGGUCAGUACCUGAGGGCACAGAGAUGUUCGAGAUCUAUGGAACCCCCGGCGUGGACAUCUACAUCUCAACCAGCAGGGAGAGAGCCCGAGAGCGCGCAGACACCAGGCGCUGGCACUUUGAUCAGGGCUCCGAGAUCAUCGUGGUCAUGAACUCUCCCAGCAAUGACCUCAAUGACAGUCAUGUUCAGAUUUCCUACCAUUCCAGCCACGAGCCCCUGCCCCUGGGCUACGCGGUGCUCUACCUCACCUGUGUGGAUAUCGCUCUGGAUUGUGACCUGAACUAUGCAGGCAGGCAGGAUAGGGGCUUCGUGGACAAGCGGCAGUGGGUCUGGGGACCUGAAGGGUAUGGAGCCAUCCUGCUGGUGAACUGUGACAGGGACAAUCUGAACUCUGAUAAGCAGGACAACUGUGAUCGGCACGUGCACUGCCUGCAAGACCUUGAAGACAUGUCUGUCAUGGUCCUACGGACCCAAGGCCCUGCUGCCCUCUUCGAUGACCAUAAGCUUGUCCUCCAUGCCUCCAGCUCUGAUGCCAAGCGGGCACGCGUCUUCCAUGCCUGUGGUCCUGAGGACUCGUGUGAGGCCUACAGGCACGUGCUGGGCCAGGACAAGCUGGCCUACGAGGUGCCCCGUUUCCAUGGCGAUGAGGAGCACUUCUUCGUGGAGGGCCUCUCCUUCCCCGACGCCGGCUUCUCGGGGCUCAUCUCCUUCCACGUCACCCUGCUGGACGACUCCAACGAGGAUUUCUCUGAAUCCCCCAUCUUCACGGACACUGUGGUGUUCCGCGUGGCGCCCUGGAUCAUGACGCCCAGCACCCUGCCGCCCCUGGAGGUAUACGUGUGCCGUGUGAAGAACAACACGGGUUUUGUGGAUGCGGUGGCGGAGCUGGCCAGGAGGGCUGGCUGCAAGCUGACCAUCUGCCCGCAGGACGAGAACCGCAAUGACCGCUGGAUUCAGGACGAGAUGGAGCUGGGCUAUGUCCAGGCACCGCACAAGACUUUCCCGGUGGUCUUUGACUCCCCAAGGAAUGGGAAACUGCAGAACUUCCCUUUCAAAAGGAUCCUGGGUCCAGAUUUCGGCUACGUGACUCGGGAGCCACGAGACAACUCUGUGAGUGGCCUGGACUCCUUUGGGAACCUGGAGGUCAGCCCACCGGUGGCGGCCAACGGAAAGGAGUACCCCCUGGGGAGGAUCCUCAUUGGGGGCCACCUGCCUGGGUCAAGGGGUCGUAGGGUCACCCCAGUGGUACGGAACUUCCUCCACGCGCAGAAGGUGCAGCCCCCCGUGGAGCUCUUUGUGGACUGGUUGUCCGUGGGCCACGUGGAUGAGUUUCUGAGCUUUGUCCCUGCCCCUGAUGGGAAGGGCUUCCGGAUGCUCCUGGCCAGCCCUAGCGCCUGCUUCAAGCUCUUCCAGGAAAAGCAGAAGUGGGGCCACGGCAGUGCUCUCCUGUUCCAAGGGGUUGCUGGCACUCAGAAGGUCAACACCAUCUCCCUCAACCAGGUCCUCUCCAGUGGAAGCCUCAUCAGCUAUAAUAAGUUUGUGCAGAGCUGUAUUGACUGGAACCGAGAGGUGCUGAAGCGGGAGCUGGGCCUGACCGAGGGCGACAUCAUUGACAUCCCCCAGCUCUUCAAGACUGAGAAGAGAAAGGCGGUGGCCUUCUUCCCUGACUUGGUGAACAUGCUGGUGCUGGGGAAGCACCUGGGCAUCCCCAAGCCCUUUGGGCCCAUCAUCAACGGCCGCUGCUGCCUGGAGGAGAAGGUGCGCUCCCUGCUGGAGCCGCUGGGCCUCCACUGCACCUUCAUCGACGACUUCACCCCAUACCACAUGCUGCACGGGGAGGUGCACUGUGGCACCAACGUGCGCCGGCAGCCCUUCUCCUUCAAGUGGUGGCACAUGGUGCCCUGAGCCCGUCCCCCCAGCAUCCUCUCCCCAUGGGGUGGGACACUGGCCUGGGUGGUGGACACUGAGACAGGCCCGUGAACAAUAAGUAUUGAGAGACCCCCACGCUUCCAGAUGCAACACCUGCUUGGAACAUCCCCAGGAAGUGUUCAUGCCUCACCUGUGACCCACUUGGUUCUCGGGCUUGAUUCCCCUUGACCUCCCAAGAAGCAGGACCUCAUUUCUUGUCUUUCAUGCGGAUGAAAGACACACACACGCAAAUCCUCUGUUUGGGACCUAAUUCACUUUGGGUUCUCGAAACAUCCGUGCAUCUCCUCUGCCCUCUUGGCAGGUAUGUCCAAAUGGAGGGAGGACCAGGAUCCUGCUUUGGUCUGAUUGCUUCUCACUCUGCAGGGGAACAAAUGCCUUAAAAUCUCAGAACAGGGGAGAUUUGGCCCCUAGCCUUACCCACAGGGAAGGAGUGGAAGUCCAUUCAGAUCAAGGCAGGACCAGCAUUCUAACUCCCAAGCUCGAUGUUGAACUCUAUCCCACUCGGCACACAAUAGGUGCUCCUAGAUGCAUGUUGAAGCAAGGGUCGUCACCCUUAGCCUUAGAAAUGCCUCAUCAUCUGACGUUCAGAAAUCUGGCUUAGUUCUAAAACCACCUGGGAUUUCUCAGAAAUGAAAAUUAUCUGGGGAAUUCCUGGAGUUUGGGCAAAUUGGGUGCAGGGGUGAAAAAUGUCUUUAAUAUAAUACAUAGGGUGCAUCAGUGGCCCAGGGCCUCUCUGCAGAAGGGGAGACCCCUGGUAAAAUCAGUCCUAGGCUUUCUCUGGACCCCUGGUCAAUGUUCCCAUAGCCUGCUCAGCCUCAGGAGAGGGGGGCCUAGUGGGGCUGGACCCACUGAGACCGCUCUUGAGACAGCUCUGGGAAUGAA